Molecule: messenger RNA, 1143 nt
Organism: Sclerotinia sclerotiorum 1980 UF-70
Lineage: Eukaryota; Fungi; Ascomycota; Leotiomycetes; Helotiales; Sclerotiniaceae
Product: polygalacturonase 5
Exons: 5
Coding region: 1-1143 (380 amino acids)
Biological process (GO): pectin catabolic process
Cellular component (GO): extracellular region
Molecular function (GO): polygalacturonase activity
Source: RefSeq, a predicted model, not a curated record
AUGGUUAACCUUUCUGCCCCUCUCAUUCUGGGAGGAUUGUCCGCUUUAGCUUCGGCUCUUCCCGCCGCGGCACCAGCACCAACGGCUGCUCCAGAUCUUGCUAAGCGAGCAACUACUUGUACCUUUUCUGGCUCAUCAGGAGCUGCUUCCGCAAGCAAGUCCAAGGCUUCUUGUGCUACCAUCGUUUUAUCAGCACUUGCAGUCCCUUCUGGCACGACCUUGGACUUGACAGGCCUAACCCAAGGAACUAAAGUCAUCUUCGAAGGUAUCACCACAUUCGGCUACGAAGAAUGGUCUGGUCCUUUAGUAUCUGUUUCAGGAACAGAUAUCACCGUCACUCAAAGCGGUAGUGCAUAUCUCGAUGGUAAAGGAGCUUCCUACUGGGAUGGAGAAGGUUCCAACGGAGGAAAGACGAAGCCCAAAUUCUUCGCCGCACACAACUUGAUCUCUUCGACUAUUGAGAACAUCUACAUUCUCAACCCACCUGUCCAAGUUUUCAGUAUUGACAACGCUAAUGGGUUGACAAUCAACAAUGUCACCAUCAAUGCAUCUGCUGGUGAUACUGGUAGUCUCGGUCACAAUACUGAUGGUUUCGAUAUUGGAGACAGCACCAGUGUCACUAUCACUGGUGCAAAUGUAUACAACCAAGAUGAUUGUGUUGCUAUCAACUCAGGAACAGGUAUUACUUUCUCAGGGGGUGUCUGUUCUGGUGGACACGGUCUUUCCGUUGGAUCCGUCGGUGGUAGAGACGACAACAUUGUCCAGACGGUCAAUUUCGAAAACUCUGAAAUCAAGAAUUCGCAAAAUGGUGUCCGUAUCAAGACCAUUUCCGGUGACACAGGAACCGUCAGUGGAGUUACCUACUCAGGCAUCACCCUUUCCGGCAUUACCGACUACGGUAUCAUCGUCAACCAAGCUUAUAAUGGAAAUGCUGGUAGCCCAACCAACGGUGUUGCCAUUAGUAAAUUCAUCCUUGAUAAUGUCACUGGAACCGUUGAGUCUGGUGCUACCAACAUUUAUAUUGAAUGUGGAAGUGGUUCUUGCACUAACUGGACAUGGAGUGGUGUCUCCGUCACGGGUGGAAAGACCUCGACUUCUUGUCUCAACGUUCCAACUAGUGGUGGCGUCUCUUGCUCCUUGUAG